Phyllostomus discolor (pale spear-nosed bat) is the source of this 3084-nucleotide messenger RNA. RefSeq names its product dihydroorotate dehydrogenase (quinone) (gene DHODH). Gene Ontology annotation, biological process: 'de novo' pyrimidine nucleobase biosynthetic process; pyrimidine ribonucleotide biosynthetic process. NCBI's taxonomy places the organism in Eukaryota, Metazoa, Chordata, Mammalia, Chiroptera, Phyllostomidae. The transcript has 9 exons. Gene Ontology annotation, cellular component: cytoplasm; mitochondrial inner membrane. The record is from RefSeq and is a predicted model, not a curated record. The coding region runs from base 42 to 1229 and encodes 395 amino acids. Gene Ontology annotation, molecular function: dihydroorotate dehydrogenase activity.
GGAAAUGAGACAGAGGCGGGCCCAGUGGAGGAGGAGAGACCAUGGCGUGGAGACUGCUGAAAAAGCGGGUCCAGGAUGCACUAGUCAUCCUGGGGAGUGGAGGACUUCUCUUUGCCUCCUACCUGACGGCCACCGGGGAUGAGCGUUUCUACGCUGAACACUUGAUGCCAACUCUGCAGGGGCUGCUGGACCCUGAGUCAGCCCACAGGCUGGCUGUUCGUGUCACCUCCCUGGGGCUCCUUCCUCGUGCGACAUUUCAGGACUCUGACAUGCUGGAAGUGAGAGUCCUGGGCCGAAAGUUCCGAAACCCAGUGGGAAUUGCUGCAGGAUUUGACAAGCAUGGGGAGGCUGUGGAUGGACUUUACAAGAUGGGCUUUGGUUUUGUUGAGAUAGGCAGUGUUACCCCAAAACCUCAGGAAGGAAACCCCAGGCCCAGAGUCUUCCGCCUGCCCGAGGACCAAGCUGUCAUUAACAGAUACGGAUUUAACAGUCAUGGGCUGUCGGUGGUGGAACACAGGUUACGGGCCAGACAGCAGAUGCAGGCCAGGCUCACAGAAGGUGGGCUGCCACUGGGAAUAAACCUGGGGAAGAAUAAGACCUCGGUGGACGCUGCCUCGGACUACGCUGAGGGAGUUCGAGUCCUGGGCCCCUUGGCUGACUACCUUGUAGUGAACGUGUCCAGUCCCAACACCCCAGGGCUGCGGAGCCUUCAGGGAAAGGCUGAGCUGCGCCACCUUCUGACCAAGGUGCUGCAGGAGAGGGAUGCCCUGAAGGGACCGCAAAAGCCGGCCCUUCUGGUGAAGAUUGCACCUGACCUCACAGCCCAGGACAAGGAGGAUAUUGCCAGUGUGGUGAGAGAGUUGGGCAUUGAUGGACUGAUUGUCACGAACACCACAGUGAGUCGCCCCACCAGCCUCCAGGGUGCCCUGCGCUCUGAAACAGGAGGGCUGAGUGGGAAGCCCCUCCGGGACUUAUCGACACAAACCAUCCGGGAGAUGUAUGCACUCACCCAAGGCAGAGUUCCCAUCAUCGGGGUUGGCGGUGUCAGCAGCGGGCAGGACGCACUGGAGAAGAUCCGGGCUGGGGCCUGCCUGGUGCAGCUGUACACGGCCCUCACCUACUGGGGGCCACCCGUGGUGGGCAGAGUGAAGCGGGAGCUGGAGACCCUUUUGAAGGAGCAAGGUUUCACCAGAGUCACGGAUGCCAUUGGUGCAGAUCAUCGGAGGUGAGGACAUUGUCUGUGGGAAGCCUCAUCUGGAACCUUCCCACCGAAUCAGGCAAGCCUUUGUGGCUGGAUCAAGAGAGGGAGGACUCUGGCUUGAGCCACAUCCUACAAAGAUAAGAGCCCUUUCUCUGAGGCCAGCCCGGACUGGAAAGGUCACUUGUGAGGGUCACCAGAAUGAACACCAGGCUUUCUUCAAGGACUUUUUAGACCAUGAACUGCAUUUGGGAUUUUUUUCAGACGUAAAUCCCAGGAUUCUUUGACAUUGCAAGAACAUUAGUUAUUUGAGGGGGGUGGGGAAUCAUGGAAACAAAAUAAAGCCAUUUGAAAUCCAGAUAAACCUCAGCCCUUUCUGGAAGGUCCACUGGCUUCAGACACUAUAGGUCCUUCCAGGCCUCUGCUACUUGGGUUCUGCAGUGGGCUUCUCAGGAGCUUGAAUCUCUUACAUUCUAUCUCUAUUUUUAUUUAUUUUAAGUUUUAACUAUUUUGAAAACAUUUCAAACAUAGGCAGAGUUGUAAUCAGAGGGCUUGGGCAUGACUGUCCUCUCCCUGUGUCCUCACAUCAUCUUCCUUCUCUGAGCCUGUGUCCUGAUGUCCGCCUGUAAGGACACUGGUCAUUUAGAUUAGGGCCCACCCCCGUGACCUCAUUUCAACCUGAUUACCUCUGUAAAGACCCUGUUGCUAAAUAAGGUCACACUUUGAAGUAUUGGGGAGUUAGUAUUUCAAUGUAUCAAUUUUGGGGGGACACAGUCCAACCCAUCACAAGAAAUGUACUUGCUUCCCUGCUUUAAAGUCACAUGUCAUGUGAGUUGGGGUGCCAUUGGGCAGACAGGUAUUCAAGGUGCUUGAAGAUGCUAGACAAGAGGCUAAAGAGUUAUAGUCAUUAACUAAAGAAAUAGAGAAACACUGAUCUUUUUAACAUGGAAAAGCACACAGUGAAGAGAAGUUGCAAACCUUGUCUGGGAAGUGCUGUUGAUAUCUGGCACGCCUUCACAGCCAAUCGAAAAUCACCUUUGUUCCCACCCCCGUAGUACAGAUUGUAUUGUAAGUCUGAUUUCUCCAUAGCGCUGGAGAGGCACUUGGCUGCUACAGUGAUAAUGUGUCCUGUUGCCUUAUCUUUUCAUCUUGGCCUCAGCCUGGCCCUCCCUCUACCCAUUCACUCUUUGCCAAGAAACCGGCAGACAGCCUCCUGAUUUUUUAAAAGAUUUUAAAAAAAGACUUAUUUUAUUAGGAAAGUAACACCUACUCAUAAAUAAAUUUAAACAGUACAGUCCCUCAAAUAAAAGCUGUCUACCUCUUCCCCGCUUCAAAUAGUUCCAAUUCCCAGAGGUAAUCACGGUUAACUUUUGUAUCUCUCUAGGUUUUGCCAGAUAUUUUUCUUUGUGUAUAUGAACAUAUGUAUCCAUAGCUAUCUAUCUUUUUAGUCUACCUGCAUACACAUAUAUAGACAUGUUUCAAGAAUAGUACAACUUUUUAAAUACUGAAUCAUAUGAGAGUGAACUGCUGAUUUGAUGCCCCCUCCUCCUGAAUGUUUCAGUGUGGAUUUUUUGCAAACAAGUACCUCCUGCUACACAACCACAGUACAACCAUCAGACUCAGGAGACCAGCACUGAUACAGUUACUUCCACCUACUCUCAGGCCCUGUGGGAGGCAGAAUUUCUAAAAUGCCUCCUCUCCCCAGAUGCCCCGCUCUAAUCCCCAGAACCUAUGAAUAUGAUGAAACAGCAUUCCCAGGACCAAGCUGUGUUAAAUGGUUUAAGGUAGGAACCCCCUUGAAGAUAAGAUGUUAUUUGGGUGGGUCUAAUCUAAUCACAUGGGCCCCUUUAAAAGCAGAGUUUUCUCUGGCUGGGAAAAGACAGAGA